Messenger RNA from Cetraspora pellucida, 396 nucleotides. The record is from the annotation of a GenBank genome assembly. Lineage: Eukaryota; Fungi; Glomeromycota; Glomeromycetes; Diversisporales; Gigasporaceae.
CACAUGGUACAAACUGCUGACGAGUUACAUCAGAAAUAUAUUUGUAACCAUCAGCGAGCACAUUUAGACUUAGGACAUUUAGCUUUAGACAUGCUACAAUUAGGCUACCCAGACCUUUCUUGCACUGAUUGCUAUUACCCUCAUCGAACAAGUCCUUCCUUACUUUAUUCUCAAAGGACCCAAGAUGCUUUUGCUGUACUUACCAACAUAGCCCUUACACUUCUUCAACAACAUACUCCUCUCUUCCAACUCCCUACCUUACCAUUCCAAUAUCAAAACACCUUCGACUAUUACCUUGACGAACCUCAAACCUUUAGUUUUGAAGAAUCAGGAAACUUUAAAGACACUCAUCAUUUCUACGAACCAGAAGAUAACCUUCCUCCAUAUAGUGAAGAA